This is a messenger RNA of Cuscuta epithymum, 5201 nucleotides long. NCBI's taxonomy places the organism in Eukaryota, Viridiplantae, Streptophyta, Magnoliopsida, Solanales, Convolvulaceae. The record is from the annotation of a GenBank genome assembly.
CUUACCUAUUAAAUAGGCAGACGGGUUGGCUCGCAGACAGAACGCGUUUAUUCCCCCAAAUCCCCCCAAACCUCCGCUGCAGCGACGACGGACGAGCGACGAGCGACGAAGGACGACCCAUCUCCAGCUCCGGCGAGCCUCCUUCUCCGUCGACCCCAUUCCGGCGAACCUCCUUCUCCAUCUUCAUCUCUCUUUCUUCUUUCUUCUAGGUAAAUCAAAAUCCAUUUCAUCUCAUUUUGAACCUAGGGUUUUGAAUGUUAAAAAUUUCGAAUUUUUGUAUUAUGAAUUGAUUGUGAAUUCAGUUGUUGUGAAAUGUGGAUAUGUAUGAAAUGUUGAAAUUUGAUUUUAAAUUGAUUCUAAAUUUUAAUGUGUAUUUUGACAUUUGGGCAUUUGGAUAGACUUGAUUUUAGCUAAAUUUGGAUAUUGAAAUGUAGACGUACUUGAAUGUAGUUAUCAAAAUUUGGGUAGUUUCAUAUUGAGAUGUGAAUUGUUGGUCAAUUUCGACUUUUGAAUAUAUUACAAUUUUGGUAGCUUUUUUAUUUAGGAAAUUUGAAUGUGUAUAAAGUGUGUAUAUUGAUGCGUACUCAAUUGAAUUUUGGACAAUGAAUUGUUAUUAGAAUAUGGAUUUCUCAAGCUUCCCAAUCGUGUGUCAUUGGGGAGGGAACUAUUAUGAGGAUGCUGGGCAAAUAUGCCAUGAAGGUGGCAGAACGAGCUUUGUCAUGGUUUCUCGUGGCGCUUGCAUGGUCGAGAUCCUUCAAAAAAUACAUGCAGCGACAAUGAUUCAUCCCGGCCGUUCAUUGCGGUUGAAAAUGAAAUUUCCCAUGAACGGGGGAAAGUACAUGCUUAUGCCGCUCAUUGAUGAGCUAGCUAUAACAAAUAUGUGGGGCAUAAUUCAGAUGGAGGAUAUGUCGUCGCUGGAGGUAUACAUUGAGGAAUGCUUUGACGCUAAUGCUACUCAAUCGACAUCAAAUGCUGGUGUAUCUAGGCAUGAUGUCAUUGCAGGGGUGAAUGCAGGGAAGUCGUCAAAGGUUCCUGUACUAGACAUGGUUAUACAGGAGGAUGGCAGGUAUUUGCACAACGGUGCAUCAUUUGUGGAUGGGCAGGGAAGUGAUGAUGAUGCAGACGAGAACAUCAAUGGUGACGACAUGACAGAAUCUGAUGAAGAUGAUGGUGAUACUGUGACAUCAACUGCCCCGUCUAGCCACUUCACUAGAAUGUAUGAUCUCCCUGAAGGUUUUACUGAUGCGUGGAUGAGUGGAUCAGGUGAGAAAAGGUUUACCCCCGAUGGUGAGUUUGAGGUCGGUCAACAGUUUGACAACAAAGAACAAGUCAUCAAUAUGGUGAGCUUGUAUUCUAUCAAACGGAACCAAUUCUAUCGGGUGAUAGAGUCCGACAAACACAAAUGGGUGGCACAAUGCAAAAGGAAGAAAGAAUGUCAAUGCCCCUGGAGAAUACGCGCCACAAAGAAUAAAGGCAACCUUGACACCUUCACAAUUGUGCGUUAUUCUGGACCUCAUUCUGCUUCUUGUGUAGGCAACAUCGACACUACAGAUCACGUGGCCUUGACAUCAGAAUUCAUCUGUAAAGAUGUGGUUGACAUUAUUCGCACUGAUCCUUCUCUUAAAGUGCAUACUAUCAUCGAGAUGUUGAAGGAAAAAUAUGGGUAUACGGUAUCUUACCGGAGAACAUGGAUGGGGAAGCAAAAGGCCAUAGCACAAAUAUUUGGCGGUUGGGAAAAGUCAUAUUUCGAAUUGCCCCGUUUCAUGACAGCGCUCCAACAUUCUAAUCCAGGAACUGUUGUUCAGUGGUACCCACCCCCCAAUGGUGCGACAGGUUAUAUGAUGUUUCAAAGAGUUUUUUGGGCAUUCAAGGCAUCAAUAUCUGGUUUUAAGCAUUGUCGACCCGUACUUACUAUUGAUGGCACACACAUGUAUGGAAAGUACAAGGGCACAUUGCUCGUGGCCAUGAGUUGUGAUGCGAACAACCAAAUUUUCCCAGUCGCCUUUGCAGUUGUUGAAUCCGAGAAUGGAGACAGUUGGCCAUGGUUUAUGGCAUGUAUUAGGCAUUUUGUGACUAACAGGGAGUUGUGUGUCAUUUCAGAUAGACAUGGAGGUAUUGUUAGGGCAAUGAAUGAGGUUGGAAGUAAUUGGGAGGAGCCUUAUGCGCAUCAUAGGCUAUGCAUCCGUCAUCUUGCUUCAAAUGUGCACACUCAUUUCAAAGACAUUCAUUUAAAAAAUCUAUUUGUGUGGACCGCACGGCAACAUCAGAAAAAAAAAUUUGAUGGUGGGUUCAAGAAGAUAGGUGAAAUGAGUAGGGAUGCACGACAAUUUUUGGCCAACAUUCCUCCAGAAAUGUGGUCGCUGCACCAUGAUGGCGGGUACAGAUACGGUACCAUCACUUCAAAUCUGGCUGAGGUUUUCAAUAGCGUCAUGAAAAAUGCUAGAUAUUUGCCCAUUACCGCCUUGGUCCAGGUGUCUUUUUACCGGGUUAAUGCGUACUUUGUGAAUAGGCGUGAAACUAGUAAGUUGAGGCUCACACAAGGCCACGAGUACUCCCCAUACAUCACAGAUUUAAUUGAAAAAAAUAGAGAGAAGGCAAAGCAUCACAUUGUCACUCCUUUUGAUUUAGGGCGAGGUAUAUUUCAGGUGGAGACCGGUUGUGGUGGCAGAACGUUGGGAAAGGGUGGGAGAAAACAAACUGUCCAUCUACAACGGAAAACGUGCACUUGCAAAAAGAUGGAGAUAUACAAGAUUCCUUGCUCCCAUGUAUUAGCCGUGUGUAGACAACGUAGUUUGUCUUAUGCUCCAUUUGUGGAUAAGUUCUUCUCUUCUGACCAAUACGCCGCCACGUAUCAUAGGGUGUUCAAACCGAUUCCUGAUCGUGAUUAUUGGCCAAAUUACAAUGGACCCGAAAUCGUGCAUGAUCCAUCCAUGCUUCGGGCGAAGGGAAGACCAAAGUCGACCCGUAUUAAGAAUGAGAUGGAUGAAGGCCCACGAGGAACGGUUAGAUGUGGAAGAUGCCACCAAACCGGCCAUAAUAGAGCGACAUGUGCAAAGAGAUCAUCUAGACAAGCGGGGGGUCCGCUGGGUAUGUGUAUAUUUCGAGUCAAUCAUAAUUCAUUAUUUCCUUGCAUGGAAAAUUAAUAAAUUCAAAAAAGGAAGUUAAAAAAAAUGUAAUACAUUAUACAAUUACAACUAAUACAAUUAGAACUAAUACAAAUUUUGUUUGUAGGCAUGGAGGUGAUAGCGGAUCCUGGGCCGAGUGAUCCUUCUGUCCUGACACUGCAGGCCUCACACAGGAGUGAGGAUGUUUGGCUUGGCAUGGAUGUGCAGGUUGAUAGGUGCCGCGAGCAUCUGCGGGGUUUGUCCCAUUUACAUGUCGACCCCAGAGUCCUAGCAUAUGUUCGUGCAGCAGGUUUUUUUACACUGCACAGGUUAGUGGCUACUGUGCCUUUAGAUAGAGCCCUCCUCACUGCUCUACUUGAGCGUUGGAGGCAGGAGACACAUUCAUUUCACCUCCCUGUUGGUGAGGUCACUGUGACAUUGGGAGAUGUGGCUGUACUGACUGGGUUAGAGGUUGAUGGGAGAGCUGUUACAGGCACUGCUUGUCGACAGUGGGUGGAUGAGUGUGAGAGGUUGUUAGGCAUCCGCCCCGUUCUUAGGGCUGACCUUCAGGGGUCAUCUCUUAGGAUGCCAUGGUUGAGGGAGCACUUCCAGGCCCUUCCUCCCGACGCUGAUGAGAUGAUCAUCCAGCAGCAUGCUCGGGCGUAUAUAUUGAUGAUGAUGGGAGCCUCCAUUUUCGCUGACAAGAGCGGAAAUGAGGUUCAGGUGCUACACCUGCCUUUGCUGGAGAGGUUUGAUGUAGCAGCACAGUUUAGCUGGGGUAGUGCCACCCUGGCUUAUCUCUACAGGCAGCUGUGUCGCGGGUGCCAGAGAGGGAGCACAGAGCUGGGGGGAUUUUUGCUACUCCUCCAGAUUUGGUCAUGGGAGUAUAUCCACAUUGGCCGUCCCAUUAUAGUUGGAUAUCAUGGCAUUGAUGGACAGCCACUGCCUGAUGAGCCUCCACGUCUGCUAGGACCACAUCAUGUACGGGGCGUGGACCCUCUAGGCCGUCGGUAUGUUUUCAAUCGUUUGUAUUUGUGUUAGUUUUUGUUGAAUGAAAAUGCAUUAAUAAAAUCCAUAUUAUUGAUAUUGUAACAUUAAUGGUUAGGUGGCUAUAUGCUGGUUUAUCUCGCAUGUCAUCCGCUACUGGUCUCGGUGUGUACAGGGAUGCAUUGGAUCGGAUGUCAGAGGACCAGAUCACAUGGAUGCCGUAUAGACCUGAUAUGUUAGCAGAGUUGCCCCCAGCUGGACGAGAGCAGACUCACAUAUGGCGAGCACGUGUGCCGCUGAUAUGUUUUGACAUUGUUGAGCUUCAUUUGCCUGAUAGAGUCAUGCGACAGUUUGGGUUUGAGCAGGUCAUUCCACGUCCUAUCGACACUUAUGUAGAGCUGCAUAAGCUGGAUAGGCGUGGGAAACAUACAGAGGAUUGGGCACUCAGACAUGUCCGAUACGUGACUAUGUGGGAUAGGAGAGCUGAGCUAGUCGUGGCUGGGACACCCACAUAUGUGCCAUCAGUUUCAGGAGAUUACAUGGGAUGGUACUACAGCAUCACUCGGUUGUUUGUGUCUCCUUCGUUCAGACUCCCUACUCAUCAUUAUCAGCCUAGCUCAUUGGCAUUGCAUCUUACGACCCGAGCUUUGCAGCGCAUACAUCAGCGGGCUACUGCCACUGUGACUGAUAUUCCUGAUGUGGACAUGUAUGGACAGACUCUGACAGGCAUUGCCUCGUUAUGCUCAGAUGUCUUGGGUCGAGUAGACUACGGACAUCUUAUACACAUGCCCGCAUCUCAGGAGAUGGCAUCCACGUCUAGUGCAGCCGCGGGUUCAUCAUCCCAGACGCAACAUGAGAGAGUGGUUCUUCAACCACGACAACGCCGUAGGCGUAGACAUGAGCAGCAACAUCUCCAUGACGAAGCUGAUGAUGGGAACUUGUAGUUUGUCUUUUGUAUUAUAGUUUUUCUUAUGCAAUAGAUGUUGUAGGAACAAUUUACAAGUUUUGAUGUAUUUUCUCUUGUUAAGUAUUCUAUGUUGUAUUGAUGUGUUCGAGUAUGAUUAUUACAUGAUUAUUUGUUAUGGCAUAUAUGAUGAUUGAACUGUGUUA